GUUAGUCCCCAAUAUAUCACCUGAUCUCCAUGUUCUAGAUGCAGUAGUACGGAUGGGGAUGCAUAGCUGCACAGAAGAACGUUAAAGGUCGACUACGUCGGUGGCCUCAGAGAGCUCACGAACGUGUCCAACGUACCUCACCCGCCGAGCAGGACCUUUUUUCAUCGUAGCACCGCAGGCUACACUCUAGGGGUUUCUUACGACCCGUCAUACUAUUUGGACACGGAAGAGCUGGGAACGCCGGACUGGAGGUAUAUUACAGUCGGAAUUGCAGGAGGACAGUCCUUCCACUGAUAUUUACGUAGCAAUUGUUGCUCAAGCAAAAAACAACGGAAUUUCAUUCAUUUUAAUCAUGACAGAUAAUGCUAUGCAGAUGCUAACUAUUCCUACUGAUACCAGUGUUUUCCGAGACACAACCGUACAAAUGUGCUGUGUCGGGUGCUCAGCUGCCGACGCAUAUGACAUCUUGUCUGGCUGCCUGCACUCAGUGUGCUGUCGAUGCCUCGUUUCCUUGAAGUUGGAUGACGGUUAUCUGUGUACUUGCAAGGAAUUCAGUAGUAAGGUUAUUCACAACCCCACAUUGUCUAAAUCAGAGAAUCUUCCAAAGUCUCCUAACUGUAAUUGGUGCUACGAUAACGGGGAACAAACGAAAUCAAUCGGGAAUUGUAGAGAAUGUGAUGUAUGGCUUUGUGGGGAGUGUCUGAAAGGUCAUAACCGCAUGCCGCCCCUUCGGAGUCAUACCAUCACUACCCUCCCGAUAACUUCCAACCAAGAGGGCCUUCGUUGUGAAAUACAUCCUCAUGAGAAUCUAGAAUGUUUCUGCGAAGCUUGUGGAAUCCUCACCUGUCGAGAUUGCCAACUUUCAGUUCACAGAGACCACGGAAGCCACCGGUGGGUUGGAGAGAAAGCCAACUUACUGAAAUCUCCCCUGGAACAAGCUAUAAAAUGUCUGGAACAGUACCAAGUCAAAUUGUCCGAUUGUUCUCAAAUCGCUAUGUCCGCUUGUACCAAUACCAAGGUUGAUAGCUUCCUGGGAAGUGCAGAAAAAACUCGAUCGGACAUUGAGGCUCGAGCAUCUUCUCUCAUGUUGCGCAUUCGGUCUCGAGCUGACGCCUUAUUGAAAGAAGUAAACACCCGGUGUUCAGAGAGUGUCGAGCAGCUUCGUGCUGCUAAUGCGGUCAUGAAGGAGCUGCAGAACCAGAUCGCCUUCACUUUGGCUUUUGCUAAUCGCCUGAUAAUGAACAAGGAUGCAGAUCCCGCCAGCCUGGUGCAGGUUUUCGAUGCUAUUCACGCACGCAUGAAACUUCUUGAAACCCGCGCCAAACUAAUUCUCACUGACGCACCCGCUUCAGCUGACGCAGUGGAGUUGGGGACUAGCCACGGGUUCUCUGACCCCAGUUAUUGGCGGAAGGAGACCCUUGGCUGGCGCUCCACCGCAGACACAAGGGCUAUAUUCAUUGCUAACUGGGAUCCUGAGGAAUUAGCAAAACAUUCCGGCACUGUCGCGUGGUUGCCAGUCUACAAUCUUACCAACUCUAUUUCGAAAUUCAACGACCAUACAGCACCCUUUCCGGCGUUUGAUGCUGAAAGUCAGGAGAAUGGAAAGGACUCUAUAUCUCCACAGUGUGAAGCCGAAAUGUACAAUAAGGAGUAUGAUGACUUUCUGGACUCUCUGGCCCUCAUCGAUGGUCGCAAUCGUAACCCCAAUUCCGCAUCGGAGCAACCUGUAGGUGGCGUCGGAUGUGCCAUUUGUUUUGGCGCCGGUCUCUUAGCCCAUUGUGGCAAGUGUCGUCGUGCCUACCAUCUGGAUUGCCAUCUUCCGCGGUUGACGAAUGUCUCGCUAGUCAGCGGCUGGGUUUGUGGAUUGUGUGCAGACAAAGACGCCGCAGACGCUGCACAUGUGGAGCAUUUGGAUGGCACUCGAUUGCCACAUACGGACUAUCUGGCUGGUUGCCGCAUACUCAUGGGUCUCUUGGUGCAUGCCGAGGCCGUUCAUUUUACGGCUUCCGUUUGUCCCGCAUGCUCAGUCCCUCUGCUCACGCCUGGACGCACAGUUCCCCAUUGCCCAGCCGGUCAUCUGUAUCACCGCCUGGCAGAACUGCGUUUGCAACUCGAGGAGGCCGCCUCGCCCGAAGAAGGUGGAGUACAGCAGUUAGACGACUUAGAGGAUCAUGACCAAAAACCUCCCAGUGGUGGUCGGAUUCCCCUCACGCGCUUAGAUGAUUGGCUUGUAGAAGUUGACAAAUUUUGGUCGGAUGCUGCCAAUGAAACUAACCACGUUAGAGGCGCAACUGCGGGAUGUUUACGAGCUGCUCGCCGCUUACGUGCUGGACUCGACAUGCUCAUCAAAAUUCAUCGACCCCAAAGUCUUGCCUCUUUGGCAGCUGCGUGGGGGGAUCCUUCUUUGAGAAAAUCGGAGCUGAUCAUGGAUGAGCCGGUUUGCAAACCGUUUGACAUUGAUGCUGAUGGAACCGUUGUCGCUAUUGAUGCCCGUUAGAAUGCCAAUUAUUGUACAGUGGCUUUUCAUGGAACCAAACUUGUCCUCCCUAAUUCCAAUGUCCGGGCACUGAGGCCACCCGUGUAGAUAACGGGCAUCAUCUUGCUAAUAUUCACGCUUUGAUAUCCCACACCAUUUGUUUGCAUUUCUAGGCUACUUGUGUCUCUAAUUCAUAUGACUACUACGUUUUGUUUUCCACUUUAAUCAUACACAUAAACGUACUUUUAAUCCAA
Molecule: messenger RNA, 2730 nt
Organism: Dicrocoelium dendriticum
Lineage: Eukaryota; Metazoa; Platyhelminthes; Trematoda; Plagiorchiida; Dicrocoeliidae
Source: the annotation of a GenBank genome assembly